UCGAAAAUAAAUAAUAACAAAUAAUAGCGAAAAUCAAUGGACGACGGCGAGCUAAUAAAACUGAUUGAGAAUCACCCGAUCCUGUACGACAAGGACAGUGCGCGGAGCGUUAAGAAUGCGGCCCAGAAGGACGCGGCCUGGAAGGCCAUCUCCCAGAAGAUGGGGGCAUCGGAAAGAGCGUGCAUUACGCGCUGGAAGAGCAUUCGCGAUCGUUUCGGCAAGGAGUUCCGCCGCUUCCAGGAGCGUCCCGACGAGCCCACCUACUGGGACAUGUUCCCGCGCCUGCUCUUCCUCAAGGAUCACUACAAGCAGGGACUGGCCAGGAACGAGAGUCUGGACGGGAUGCGCUUUGAGCCGCGGGAGCGAAAGAAGCGCCCGAAGGUGGACAUGGAGCAGGAGAAGCGGCGGAAGGACGAGGAGGAGGAGGACUGCCAGGAUGACCUGCUGAACGAGCAGCUCAUCGAGCUGGUCAAGAUGCAUCCGGUGCUGUACGACCGCCACAAGAUCAGGGUCUCCAAGAAUCUGGCGGCCAAGAACGAAGCCUGGCGGGAGAUCUCCGAGAACCUGAAUGUGUCGGAGGAACUCUGCUACAACCGCUGGAAGAAGCUGCGCGAUCGCUUCGCCCGGGAAUACCGCAGUCAGCAGAUCAACCAGGCCACGCCCAUCACUUGGAGGUACUUCAAUGAGCUCCUCUUCCUGGGCCGCCACUUUCGCAAGGGAGUGCCGCUGAUCUUGGAGAACAUCAAGCGACGCGGACGACCGCCAAAGACGGGAAAUGCGACGGGGAAUCCCGGCAAGCAGCCGGAGGGCAUGGUGAUCUCGGGUGGCGAGCAGAUCUGGGGUGCCGACUAUCCCUACAGCACGGACAACGACGAGCUGGAGGACGAUCUGGAGCUGGCCUACGACGAGGAGAUCGAGAUCCUGUCCGAGGCGGAGCAGGCAACGCCCUACGACUUCAUCCUCAGCGAGGCAGCGCCAUCGCAGGAAUUGGAGCCACCGCAGCAGCAGCUUCAUGUGACCACCACGACGCCGGCGAUGAGCGAGGAGAUUAUCCACACGAAUCCCGUUGUGGAGGAGAUGUCCUCCCUGCCGGAGGACUCUGCCACGCCUGCCGCCACCUCCGACAAACUGCUGACCACCGUGAUAGCCAACAUGGAGACCGUGCUCCAGCAAUCCCGCGAGCUGCAGGCCCAAAUCCAGCACGAGCAGGAGCAGGAGCGAAGUGCCGCGCCGGCCAACAGCCUGUUGUCCAAGGCUCAGAUGCUGCUGGACGGCCUGAGUCCGUUGGAGCGUUCGAAUGCCGAGCGGAAAAUCGUGCAGUUCCUGUGCCAGUGCCAAAUUAAAGCGCUGGACGGCGAAGAUAUCGAGGAUGUGGCACCGUGCCAGGUGAUCAACUGACCAGGAUUCCUAUCUAUUUAGUUGUAAAUAUAUAAACGUAGGUUAGCUGCAAACUCUAUUAAAGUAUUCUUAAUAUUAUCGAAUUUUAAAAUAUAUUUUAAACCACCAGUGUUGCAAAGCAUAGAA
This is a messenger RNA of Drosophila takahashii, 1524 nucleotides long. Its product is annotated as transcription factor Adf-1. Lineage: Eukaryota; Metazoa; Arthropoda; Insecta; Diptera; Drosophilidae. The record is from RefSeq and is a predicted model, not a curated record. Gene Ontology annotation, biological process: regulation of transcription by RNA polymerase II. Gene Ontology annotation, cellular component: nucleus; transcription regulator complex.